Messenger RNA from Acanthaster planci (crown-of-thorns starfish), 3731 nucleotides. RefSeq lists its product as uncharacterized. The record is from RefSeq and is a predicted model, not a curated record. Gene Ontology annotation, molecular function: cAMP-dependent protein kinase inhibitor activity; protein kinase A catalytic subunit binding; cAMP binding. Lineage: Eukaryota; Metazoa; Echinodermata; Asteroidea; Valvatida; Acanthasteridae. Gene Ontology annotation, biological process: negative regulation of cAMP-dependent protein kinase activity. Gene Ontology annotation, cellular component: cytosol; cAMP-dependent protein kinase complex.
GUCAUGAAGGUUGCCGGCAAUGCACUUCACGUUGCCAUCACUACGAAAUGACUACGGGCGCCACAAACACCCACAUCUAUACCGAGGAAACACUUGGUUGUGCGGCGUGGGUUGCCGUGUGCCAUGGACCUCAUGUAUAUAAUGAUGUUAAAUUGUCAAGUUAACUACUUCGAGAGCAACUCUGUCACUCCACAGUUUCAAGUGGCAUGACUGCAGACCUCUUUUCGACAUGUGAGAAAAUAGGACUGCCAAUGAAUCGCAACUUGGAGAGAAGUAAGAGAUGCUCUGAAAUGUUGAUGUAUGACACUGCUUAGUGACUCAAGUGGUCGCUUUCUGCCAGAAAAACUGAGAUAGUAACACCAUGGCUCACAUCUACGAGAGGGUCGUUCAGCUCAUAUCCCAAGACCCAACGACGAGACUGGAACGGGACAUCGAGUCGCUGAUCCCGUGGUUCCAGAACAUGAGCGGGCUUUUUAAGUCCCAGAAGACAGACGUGGUCAAGGACAUCGUGCGAAACUGUGAAUUUCGAUCCGUUCCGACAGACAACAUCAUCAUAAAGCAAGGAGACAAGGGCGAUUGUUUCUACAUCAUUCUGAGUGGUUCCGUGUCUAUCUACAUUAACCAAACCUUGGAGGAGCAAGGCAAUAUUCAGAACCCGAAUGACUUAGCGAAGGCCAAGAGGAAGGCCAAAACUCGCGGGAAUCGGAGCCGAUCCAACAGCAUCAAACCGAAGCCCGGCCUGCGCGGCCGGAGCAAAAGCCUCCACAAGCCCAGCAUCGCCCUGCGGUCCUCCUCACCCCAGACGCGGUCCAAAGGUCCAGAGAAGCAGGACAGUGAAACCGGAGAGGGUCCGUCGUCACCAGGCGAAUUGAAAAAUGGCAGCAACGCAGGAGCGAGCGACGGUGGGCUUAGGCCACCGGGCGGGAACAAGGCGCAGCGUAACGGUUCCACGAGGGAAUCACGGUCGCAUACCUGGGUGUCGACGUCGACAUACUCGGCGAAGGAGGCAAGCUUCUUCCAGAAGAAAGAGCAUGAAGAAGAUCAACUGGAGUCCAGUUCUUCAAGCGACGAGGAGAUGAUGAAAACGGAUUCGAGUGGAAAGUUAGACAGGACAAUAUUCGGAGUGCACAUCAGAGAACUCGGUCCAGGCAAAAGUUUCGGUGAGUUAGCUCUGGUCCAGACCAAUCUAAUCCGGAGCGCAUCAGUCAUUGCGGACCAGCCUACGGGGUUGAUCGUGGUGGACCGGGACCUGUACAACCGGUCCCUCAAGGCGGUUCAGCAGCAGGAAUUCGCGGGAAAGAAGAAAUUCGUCAACACCUUCCCGCUUUUCAGUCACUGGACACCGAGGCAGAGAAAUGUCAUGGCCAUGAGCCUGACAAGAGUCCGGUACCAGUUCGGCAACAGCAUCGUGAGACAAGGGGAUAAAGUCAGGGGACUCAUCUUCAUCACUUCCGGGCGGGCGGUGUUCUCCAUAGACCCUGUCCAACACAUCGAGCAAUAUCCGAACAUGUGCAGUCAGGAGGAUAUCAGAUAUGCAAAAGAAGUCAGGUUGGGAAAGAGAAGUCGGACCUCUUUCCCCGGCUCGUGCGACUACUGGUUGUCGGACCUGAGGAGACCAGGCCCCAACAAUCCUCGACGCAGGGACGGCUACGCAGCGGCGGAGAAAGAGGCCAACAAGAAAUCGGUGCCGCUGUGCGCUAUCGGCCAAUACGAUUACAUAGGUGAUAUCUCCGUUUUACUGCACCUGCCAACAUACGUCGCCACGGCAACCUGCUUGGAGCCUUUGGAGGCGCUGGAGCUAGAUCUGAACAACUUUGAGCGCCAGGUCUUCAAGAAGAGCCACUCGACUUACGUGACCAUGCGGGAGAUUGCGGAGCUGAGACUGUGGGCGAGAGUAGAUAGAUUACACGAGGAACAGGUCUACGAUCCUGUCUUCGAGACCAUGCUGGGUAAACUUCAGGAGCUGAACACCUCGCCGGCCAUGAAGGCGGCCUUGAGGAGGAAACAGGCCGAGGAGGAGGACCUGAUGGUGUCCCUCUUCACUCCCAGCUGGCACAUCUACCGGGAGAAGCAGCGACUGUUCCUCAGGAGACGCCGGAGGGAGAAGCGACUGCAGGAAAUGAGGAUGCAGCAGAUGGCCCACGCAGCCAGUCUCGGUAUGCAGCUAAAAUUACAGGGCAUGAGCACGCUCUCCGAACUCAAAACCGACGAGUCUAACCCGCCGUCCCAUCGCUCACACGAGGAUGCCUUGCCCGCCAGCUUGCGCGACAACGCCAUCCCGUCCUACUCCCUGCAGCCCAAGGCUGUCACGCCGCAGGGCCGGCAGCGCAGCAUGAGCGAUCGCUACGACCAUUACUACCUGCCCUCCUACUCGGGAGGCGCCCCGACCCGGGCGCCGUUGAUCACCACCGACAGCUUGCCACUGAUGAACGGACUGAAAGAAAGCAACGACGCCAAUGGCAAAGGUGACGGUGAAGGUGAAAACGGUGACAGUGGCAGAGGGUCCCAUGUCAUCUGGAGAGAUGACGUGAAAAGGCCCCGCUUCAAGUCCUGGAACGGACCGGUACGGCAGGACUCAGACGAAAACCACACCCUCCCCAAACUGACGGAGGAGAAAUCUCCAAACGGUCAACAAAGACUAAGACCUCAACAGGCUAACAGUCUGUUACCUCUUGGAAUAGGAACAACCCAAUAACUGAGGUUUCAAGUAAAGAUUUAAAGAAGUUGCUUUUCCGCACUUGACCGACAACCAAAAGACGUGUGAUGCUGAACCAAAAAGGCCUAAAUAGGCCCAAGGCUUUACCUGAGAGACCCAACAAGUAACCUGAAAAUGUACUACAGGAUGAAAUAAUCGAAUAGAAUUCUGUUUUGCGAUCGCAAAAAAUAUGGUGCUUCUGCUGUAGUCAUGCAGAUGACUAAAAUAAACUGGAACUUAGUAGUUUAUUAUAAGCUGUUUAAUAUCUCAGUUAAUUAAUGGCACAACGACUUGAUCUCUCAUAGAAAUUGCUUAAGAAACAGCGCAAUAUAGUCCUCAUUACUGAUGGUACAUUUUAGCAAAAUUUGGGAUCUGACUAUUCAAAUGACUUUUCCAAAGUUGAACCACGGGUCCCCACAAGGAAAACGUGUCUCCUGCUCAGGACUAUGAAUCUUGUGUCCUACAAAGUUCAAUGUCCCUGUUGGCAACAAAAGCAGUUUACGAAAUAAUGCAUCUACCUGUUUCAAGACUGUAAAUUUACGGAUGUCUGGCUUCCUGACCAGCAAUGCUAGACCUAAAGACGUAUUUGGGCUCAUCCAAUACCACCAACAGUGCCUAAUACAAUGUGCUUCAACUAGGAACGAGGCAUAAGAAAUCUGAAAUAAAAGGAAACUAAAUUUGCAAGCAUUUGUAUCCAACAAAGAAAGUGACUGAAGUGGAAUUCUGAGCCUUCGGCAUCUAACUUUAUACAAACCAACUGGCAAUCGACUGAGAAAGUCAACCGUUUUCUCGUUAAGGUUGAUAAAAACUUGAAUGCUCAAUAUUUAACAUGUCACUGUACGCACUGUGUAAUUUGGGUUCAGUUUUUAACACAUUCAAAAUGCCCCCCCUUUUUGACAGGCAUUUGUUUUUGGUCUUUAGUUGUGCACAAAAAAAUAUAUUGAGAAACAUUUUGUGGGUUUUGCAUUGUUUUGGAAGAUCUGAUUAAUUCAGGAAAACCGAAAACAUCUUGUAAAUAAAAAAAAGAUUCAGAUUA